AUGUCCUCGUCGUCACCACCCGAAUCGCCACAACCUCUAAUCACCACCCAACAACUGACAUCCUCAGCAACAUCAUCACUUCUACCCACAUUUCCAUCCUUAUUGUUUCCAUUGUUUCAAUAUGCGCCAAUAUGGCCACCAAUUUUUGUCGCACCAUCGUCGCAAACUACACCCGCAACAACAGUGGCCACCACCACUAAGCCAAUACCGUACUCUAUCGAGAACAUUCUCUCAUCGACGACCUCCUCUUCUCUGAUAACGAAGCAUUCGCCGCAUUCGUUUUCAGAUGCAAUUGAUCGUUUCAAUUUCAAUGAAAAUGAUUACGGCGUCACUGCAUCAGGACUGGAAUUCGGUAAGCCAGCAAAAAAGAAAAAAGCUCGAACCACUUUCUCAGGCCGACAGAUAUUUGAACUCGAGAAGCAGUUUGAACUCAAGAAAUACCUUUCAUCCUCUGAACGAAGUGAACUGGCAAAACUACUAAAUGUCACAGAAACACAGGUUAAGAUUUGGUUUCAAAAUCGACGAACGAAAUGGAAAAAAAAUGAAGUCGAACAGAAGACUGAUCCAUCGAUUCUGCCACCUGCAACCUCACCACAAAGCGAUCACCAUAAUGUGACAACAAACGAACGAAACGAAAGUUGA
Anisakis simplex (herring worm) is the source of this 642-nucleotide messenger RNA. The record is from the annotation of a GenBank genome assembly. NCBI's taxonomy places the organism in Eukaryota, Metazoa, Nematoda, Chromadorea, Rhabditida, Anisakidae.